AUGUCUGCCGCCACUCUUCUCGCCGAGUUUCGUCGUCUUUGCGUUCUUCAUCAAGCCGCCCCAGGACGCGCCAAGAUCCCCGAGAAGUGGGAUGCCUUGUGCCGACAGUGGUGGUCCGAGACUCGCGAUGCAGAUGAGGCCGAGAACGAGGAGGCCGACUGGUCUCGCUUGAUUCAGGAAGCCAUCCCCCCCGAGCAGCUGGACCAGGCCCUGGCCCUCAUAUAUGAACCGGACAUUGACGAAGUGACUGGCGAUGCCUUGAUCCGUCUCAACCGGGCGUGUUUGUCUCUGGGGCUCACCAAGCCGACUUUCUUUCUUGUUUUCGGGGCCAACAUUGCCAAGUCGACGCAAAGUCUGAAGUACCUUUCCGGGUUAUGCAAUCCGAGAUCUGCCCCGGGCUCCGGCCACUCCCCUCACGCCGUCAUCGCCGCCGUGCGCCUGGCCAUGACGCUCCGUCACAAGUCUGCCCGCGCGUUCCCCGUCCCAGUCGUAAGGGACGUCACCACCGCCCGCAAGAGCCUCCAAGCUGCUGCAGCAGCAGUUCCCGCCGCCGCUCUCGCAGAGGAGAAUGUGGAGGAGCCACGCGCUGUCUUCUCUGAGGAAGCCCGCGACAACAUCAGUGCCGAGGCCCUGCAGCCCUUCCCCUUCCCCAACCCCUUUGACGCCUCCCCCAUCCGCUCCCCCCGCAUCCGCUCCCCGCUCAUCCUCCCCAUCCGCUCCCCCCGCAUCCGCUCCCCGCUCAUCCACUCCCCCCAAUUUAACUGGCCGGAGAAUGACCUAUUGUCCGAGCUCGCGGAGGACACCGCCGCUCUGAAUCUCGGCGCGCCAGAGAACGAGGAUGAGGAGAUGGAGGACGCCGCGACGGGGCUUCCCGAGACUGAAGAGGAGGAAGAGGAAGAAGACCUGACCGAUCAUUGGGUUAGACUCUGUCGGGAGCUGUCCGACCUCCCAAUCCCCAAUUGGGCGAAGGGUAGCACGAACAUGACGUUUCAGGGCUGUCGUGUUUUAGCAACUGCGGUUGUCACCCGUGUUCUCGAGAUCGAGGCCGCUGAAAAGGACAUGGCGCGUGAGGAGAGGGCUGCUCCCCAGCAGCAGCAGCAUCAGCAUCAGAACCACCGCCGGUAA
Molecule: messenger RNA, 1125 nt
Organism: Colletotrichum scovillei
Lineage: Eukaryota; Fungi; Ascomycota; Sordariomycetes; Glomerellales; Glomerellaceae
Exons: 2
Coding region: 1-1125 (374 amino acids)
Source: RefSeq, a predicted model, not a curated record